Babesia microti strain RI is the source of this 384-nucleotide messenger RNA. RefSeq lists its product as hypothetical. Bases 1 to 384 code for a protein of 127 amino acids. NCBI's taxonomy places the organism in Eukaryota, Apicomplexa, Aconoidasida, Piroplasmida, Babesiidae. The record is from RefSeq and is a predicted model, not a curated record. The transcript has 2 exons.
AUGUGGUAUAUGUACGUGCUGAUUCUACCCCUGGUAAAAGCCGUACCACUGGAUGAUGAAUGCUAUAAGUCAUCCGUAGAAUCAUUUGAAGGUAUUACUGUUGAUGAUUACGGAUACUUUCAUCAGGUAGUUCUCAAAUGUUUGGGAAAGGAUGCUAAUGUCGAAGUUAGUGACUUCAUGAAUUGCGUAAUUAGCCACAACAAGUGCAACGUGGAUUGGCAUAGUUUGGUUAACUGGAGAUACUGCGUUUGUGACACUUUCCUUAAUGCUGUAAGUGACUGUGUCACUAAAUGGAUUAUUGAUGGUCACAUAGGCGAUUUAGACUGCAUAAGUAAAUUAUUUAAUGAUGGCUCCAAGUGUUUAUUAAAGCAAAAGAUAUACUGA